GGCGAGGAGGGCACCGAGGCACACUCACCCCUCCACACUUGGGCCGCGGUGGUACGGUCCGACCAGAACAAUGGCGGGGGGGGAAAACGACGACGCCUAACAUACCCCGCUCCCAAGGCCGCGGUGGUACAGUCCAGACUAAGGCAGUGGGCGGGGAACGCUGACGCCCAACAUAACCGCCCCCUCCCCCCAACCUGAGCCACAGUCCUACGGUCCGAACCGGAACAAUGGGCGGGGAACGCUGACGCUCGAUACACCUCCCCCAACCUGGGCCGCGGUGGUACGGUCCGGACUAAGACAGUGGGCGGGAGAUGCCGUCCCCAGUCACACCCCCUCCCGCCUGGGCGCCCCCUCCGCCUGGGCCGCGAUGGUAGGGUCCGGACUAAAACAAUGGUCGAAGGUCCCCGUCGCCAAGCAGCGCGACUGCGUUUCCAGUUCCGACUCGGCGGCCGGGAAGCCCUGGGGCCCGGGACCUCGAGGAGCGCGGGUCGCGCCGCCACAGGGGCCGCUGUCGGCUCUGGGAGCGUCGCUUCCGGCGCGUCGCUUCCGGCCGGUUGCGGGCACCUCCGUCUGAGGCGCGGCCCGCCCCCGGCCCGGCGGCCGCGUAGAGCGGGGCGGAGGGACAAUGGCCGCCCCACGGUGAGGCGCUGCCCGCCCGGCCUCCGCUCCACACGGGACGGAAGGCUCUGCGCGGGCCUUCCUUCCGCGAUGCGGCCUCUCCUACACCCCAGCCUCACGCCGAGCCCUCGGGCCGUGGGAGCCCACCCUCCGCGGCCACCAGGCCCCGUGCCGGGCGCGCCCCGGCCAGCAGCAGGCGGCCCCGGUCGUUUCCCCGGAGGCCGCCCUCUCCGACGCGCGGUCCGCGGCCCACUUUAAACGCCGCGCGCCCUUAAGGCCCCGAUGUGAGGCGGGGUCGCCCGGUGUCGAGAAGGCGCCGCGCCCCCCAUCCGCCCUGCCCGGAGACCUCGCCCCCUCGGCGCUCCCCGAAGUCGGGCGGCCCACGUAGUGGGGUGGGCGCCCUGUCCACGGCUGCGAGCGGCCCGCGCGGUCGCCGAUGCUCGGCGCUCUCCCACCCCCGGCUGUGCACGGAGACCCCGCGCUGGCUGUCUUCCCGCGGCCCCGCUGCGACCGGUGGGUGGAGAGACCGCGGCGUGGGGGAAGGGGCCCCCUGGUCCCGCAGCGCGGCGUCCCGUUAUGCGCCCCGGAAUAGGGGCCGUUUUCCCGCCGGAGAGCAGAGGCUCGGGCGCGCUCGCGCCUGGAAGGCUCCCCCGGCCCUCUAGCUUCCGGGCUCACGUCGGGGGCGGGGGGCGUCCUCGAUGCCUCGGGGCUUUGUCUAGGGGUGGGUGGCCAGUUUACGCGGAAAACGCUGAAUAAAACAAACGGUGAAGGUUGCCUCCGAUGGUCGCCUGUUGCUGUCGGGACCCGAGCCCGCCCCUCUGGCCUGUUCCCAGUCCCUCUCCUCCGAGAGGCGCCGGCCCACCCCGGGGCCUUCGCGCUCGCCGUGCCGCUCACGUCCCCGCUCCGAGAGACCCCUCGCCUUUGGGCCGGUAGCACCGGCCCUUGUUCUCCACCUCGCCGGGCCCGCCCUUUCCCACGAGCCUGCGGCUCCCGGAGUCGCCCUCCCACUCCUAAAUCCCGCCUCGCACACCCGAAGGCGCGGGACGCACCCGCGGCCGCGCGUCCUCUCUGCGGGGGCCGAUGGGGGGGGGGGAGCGUGUCACGGUUCCCGGGCUUCUCGAGUUUUAUGCCCCCGGGGGCGGACACGGCCCCGGAGCGAACCCAGGUAAAAGACGCCUCGUCUGUCCCGGGGCCUAAAGGCACGGUCGCCCACGUAUUUUAUUGCACUUGAUGUUUCUUCUGCCUAGGAUUUUAGAAAACUGUCAAGGAUAAAGGCUGGCCUCCUGCCAAGUGCUGGUUUUAUCGGACUGUUAGUUUGUUAAUUGGGGUGGGAAGUUCAGGCUCAGGGUUUCCUUCCCUCCAGUCAUCGGUUGACAUCUUUCCCUCGUUUCGCUGGGCCUCGUCCAGGUGACUCCCGUGCUGUACUCCUGCUUGGGCCUUUGACCCCGUGCUCACCGAGGCUGUGAAAGGGGGAGAAGAAAAAGAAAAAACACAAAAAACCUGUCUAGAGAUGGAUUCUUUGUUUGGUGGCUUUUUAAAAGUCUUUUUUUUAAUGGAGUAGAAUGUAUUUUACCAAAAGUAUUUGAACUUGCAAGUAACAUUUUAAAGCAGAAUGAAACCGUGUUAAAUAGUAUGAAAAGGAAAAUAGAAAGGUUUUUAGAUUAAAGAAAUCCACUGUGAGCAUAAAUUAGAAAAUGAAGAGAAACCAAACAAAACCCAAAAUAUUGAUGAAUGUGGAACUCCGCCUGAGUUGACCACAGUUGGUAACCUGGCAUUUUGACAGAGAGACUGAGCACGAACGAGGGAGGGGCAGAGAGCGAGGGAGACACAGAAUCCAAAGCAGGCUCCAGGCUCUGAGCCGUCAGCACUGAGCCCAACGCGGGGCUCGAAGUCAGACCUUGAGAUCGUGACCUGAGCCGAAGUUGGACGCUCAACCGACUGAGCCCCCCAGGCGCCCCGAUAUAUUCCUUGUUGGAUUGGACACUUGGAUAGCGUCCUGUGUCUCGGUCUUAAAAACAAAGUUAUUUUAAAACCACAUCUAUCCUCUAUGUACAGAGGGCCAACAAGACCUUUGUUCAAUUGUUUCUUCAGGAUAGAUUCCCAGAGAUGGAAUUUUUGAAUUAUACUGUGUAAAAACUGGCAGACCUUCAGUACAUUUUAUCUAAAAUGCCCUGUUGACAAUUUGAACCAAUCUAGAUUUCCUUACCAAGUGUUUGAGAACAUCUUGAGCUGUUUGUUCUAAAACAGGAAUUCUUCACCUCAGGCUUUAGAAUUUAGGAGUCUGCAAAAUUGUAUGGGGAAAUAUUGACAUCUUUAUUUUAUUAGCCCCCAGCUGAACUUUUCUUCAGUGGUGAACGUACCACGGUGGCAUUAGCAGGUGACACUAAACAGCACCCGUGGCUUGGUCUCCAUUUUGGAGCGUAGGCACCUUCCCAGCUGAUCCUGGGCCCCUCUGUCGAGCAAAAUCGAGCAGAGUCCAGCCCCCUAUUUAGGACGUGUUACCUAGUGCCAGACUCCUACAAAGUAAAGCUACCACAGAUUUGUUUCUUGUGGGGUGUCCCCACAUUUCAGUAGACCUAGUUUCCUUUUAUUUUAUUUUAUUUUAUUUUAUUUCAUUUCAUUUCAUUUCAUUUUAUUUUUUUACUUUUUUUUUUUUUUUUUUUUUUUUGAGAGAGAGCACAAGUUGGGGAGGGGCAGAGAGAGAAGGAGACACAGAGUCCGAAGCAGCUCCAGGCUCCGAGCCGUCAGCACAGAGCCCGAUGCGGGGCUCAAACCCACAAACCGUGUGAGAUCAUGACCUGAGCCGAAGUCGGACGCUCAACCAACUGAGCCACCCAGGCACCCCGACCUAGUUUCCUUUUAGUCACGCCGUGUGAACAUUCUGAGGACAACUCUGGGCAAGAGAGAAGUUAAGAGCUGGUCUAAAGGCAGUUCAUUAGCCACCUACUCCAUGCUGGGCUGAAAAGGUUAUGGUUGCGUUCUUGUUUGUACCCUAAUCAGAGAGAGAGCAUUGAGACCUUUCUCACCAGUGACCUGGGGACAGCCAGUGCUCCACAGCCACCUGGUCCAGCCUGCCCCACCCUGCUUCCAGGGCGACUGGAAAUCCACUCUUGGCCCUUAAAGUCAAUUCCUUGUCGUCACAUCAGGGUUGCUGACCUUUAGUUUUUGCAGGACAAGAACUGCUUCUCUCUGAAAGCUCCUCGAGUCGCGUGGUUUAAGAAAGAAGAACAGGCCGUGGAAACACGAACUGGAGUCCCUGAAGGCAUCUGUGACCCCACCAGGACUUGGCUUGAGCCUGCGUCCCCUGGCGAGGGGCGAGUGACGGCCACCGCUCCCCGGGUGGUGCAGGCCUUCACCCGGGAGCCAGCCCGACCCAUGCUGCCCACGGUCCGGAGGAGACAAGCAUGUCAGCCUCAGCGAAACCCUCGGCGCCGGCAGAGCUGGCCCCUGGCCCCGAGGACCGGCCCAAGGGGAAGCCGCUCCUCGGCUGGGGCUCUCUCUUCGGCCCCCGCAGCGAGAAGAUGGUUUUCAGCAGGAGCGAGGGCGCCCCCGAGGAGAACGUGCUCACCAUCACCAUCACGGAGACCACGGUCAUCGAGUCGGACCUGGGCGUGUGGAGCUCCCGGGCUCUGCUCUACCUGACGCUGUGGUUCUUCUUCAGCUUCUGCACCCUCUUUCUCAACAAGUACAUCCUGUCCCUGCUGGAAGGGGAGCCCAGCAUGCUGGGUGCUGUGCAAAUGUUGUCAACUACGUUUAUUGGAUGCAUUAAAAUAUUUGUUCCUUGCUGUUUAUAUCAACACAAAACCCGGCUUUCUUAUCCCCCCAAUUUCAUCAUGAUCAUGCUGUUUGUGGGUCUAAUGAGGUUUGCGACGGUGGUUUUGGGUCUGGUCAGCCUGAAAAACGUGGCGGUUUCGUUUGCUGAAACAGUGAAGAGCUCUGCUCCCAUUUUCACCGUGAUUAUGUCCCGGAUGAUCCUCGGGGAGCACACAGGGCUGCUGGUCAACCUCUCGCUCAUCCCCGUCAUGGGAGGCCUGGCACUGUGCACGGCAACGGAGAUAAGCUUCAACGUCUUGGGGUUUUCGGCCGCGCUGUCCACCAACAUCAUGGACUGUUUGCAAAAUGUUUUUUCAAAAAAGCUCCUCAGCGGGGACAAAUACAGGUUCUCGGCCGCGGAGCUGCAGUUCUACACCAGCGCGGCGGCCGUGGCCAUGCUGGUCCCCGCCUGGAUCUUCUUCAUGGACUUGCCGGUGACUGGGAGAAGUGGGAAGAGCUUCAGUUACAGUCAGGAUGUCGUGUUGCUGCUGCUGAUGGACGGCGUCCUGUUCCACCUGCAGAGUGUCACGGCCUAUGCCCUCAUGGGCAAAAUCUCCCCCGUCACUUUCAGUGUCGCCAGCACCGUGAAGCACGCCUUAUCCAUCUGGCUCAGUAUUAUAGUGUUUGGCAACAGAGUCACCAGCCUGUCAGCCAUCGGCACCGUCCUAGUGACGGCUGGCGUCCUGCUCUACAACAAAGCCAAGCAGCGCCAGCGAGAGGCCAUGCAGAGCCUGGCUGUGGCCGCCAGCCCAACGCCAGAGGACGAAGCGGAGCCACUGACCCCCAAGGACCCCAGACCACACCACUGAGCUCUGGAAGCUGCGGCGGGUGGCCAGGGCCCCCAAGCCGCUGCCCACUGCUGCUGUCCCCCUCACCGAUGCAGACACCCGGCCUCCUUGGGUCAGUGGGGUGCAGGAGGCCACGGGACGGGCCGCCUUCGCUGCUCCCAUUUCAGGUUUUUAGUGAAAACCAACGGGAGCUUGAACGGGGAUGCCAGAUGUCCGCUUCCUGGGGUGGAGACCGGAGCCAGCUGCUGCUGAGCCACGGCCAGACAAUGUGAAAUCUGCCUCCUGCUGACCCUGUGCUGAGCACGCGCGAGGGGGCGGGACUUCCAGAUGGCCUCUGCACCCCCAUCACCAGCUUGCAGGUCUGGUUGCAGUUAGGCCACGCCCUCAUUCUCUGUGUGUGACAGCUACUGGGGACCCCUGUGAAGUGACAGCUGGAUCCGGGUGCCAGCGCGCGCUGCUCCCCGCUGCUCGGUGCCAGCACAGAGAGCUCGGCUCCCCCUGCUUGCCGUCAAAGGCCCGUGAAGGCACACUCUGCUCCUGGGCCAUCUGGGGAGUCUGUCAUGCUGAGAGAGGGCCAAGGCGCCCACGGCCUGGGCCGGAGGCCACAGCAGCUGAGUGCACGGGGCUAGUAGAGUGGGAAGGGAUCAGACGGGCACAGAAAUGAGGGUCCCUGCUCCUCUGGGCAGGAUGUUGGGCCCUUGCCUUCCUGCCCCAGAGCUGCCAGCAUCCAGCACCACUUAGGGAAAGGUGCCCCGCCCCUUUCAGGGUCUCCACCGCACUAGGCCCUCCACCUCCCGAGAGUCCCAACCCUCACCUGUGGCUGGCGCUUCAGUCAGGGACCCCCGAUGUGGUGACGGCUGGUCACAGAGGUAGAGGACAGACAUCUGUAGUGUUUAACUCAGGAUGGGAACAUACUGACCUUCCCUUUUGUUUUCUGGGCCUUUGUGUGUAACAGAGGCAGUUCGGAAGGGUUCCCUGCAGGUGCCCCUGCCAUCACUCACCUGGUCGGGAGCCACGCCAUAUUUUGUCUCAAGCACAAGGGUGUUAAGGUUUUCUCUCCUGAAUGAAUGAGCAGGUGGAGUGCUGGGAAGAUCUUUUGGAGUGUUUACGGCUUUUGUCACACUGCAUUUAAAAUGACUGCGAAGGUGUUAAAGAAGAAAACCCAGGCACGGGUGGCUUCUGGAAAGCAUCCUGUAUGGCAAGUAACCCGUACUGAACCCACAGCCUGGCUCAGCCUGGCUCAGCCUGGCUCUCCCCUCCCAGAGCGAUGGACCCACCACGCUGGGUAUCUGAGCCCUGUGUCGGGUUGAGGCUCCUGACCUCUUCACCCUAUUCCUCAUCCCACAUCCUGGUGGGGUUUCUGAUCGGGGCACGUCCGCUGCCAGCCAGGCUUUAAUACCUCUCCGUGGCACCAGGUUCAAGCUCUGGGGUGUGGCAUGUGCAGCCCGACACAGAGGAUAAGGUUGGCCACACGGCUGAGGCCUGCCUGCUGCAGCUGAGUGAACCAGCUGACAGGAGCGCUUCAGGCACUGGUGGUUCCCUCAUCUGAUUUCCCCUCCCUGUCGUUCAGGUCCUUGGUUCCCAUUACCUUUUCACUGGUUUUCCAGUUGACUGGUCACCUGGAAAAUAUAUUCAAAAAGGCCCUCCUGGAGAUCAAAUCUCUUGGAAACAAAGAGCAAUAAUAAGUCUCAUUAACUUCUGCCUACUUGAAAAAGUUUGCCAUGAUGAUGGGUUAAACUGAGGCCUUUAAAACUGUAACCUUUUUAUGAAGCUGACUUCCUACGUCCAGAGCACAGGCAGGGGUGUGCUCGCCCGCACGCUACGCUCACCUCCGCUGUGAAGACGUUUCUCCUGAGACUUUCCCCAGGUUUCUAUCCCUUCCUCUCUCCUUCCUCUACAAAAAACACCGAAGAGUACUUGUUGGAGGCAGCUUGGGCAGCGGGAUGUGCUGGGUCUGUGAGGCCCAGUGGGAAAGGACGGCUUCCAGAGGGCCCUGCCUCUGCCCUUAACAAUGUGGCUGCUGUGGCCGGCUGUGGCCAGCUGCUGACAAGAUGUGAGCAGAGGAGGAGACACGUCUACGGUCAUCCUGUUGCAAGAUUGUCACGUUGGCCUUCUCACAGACGUCCUCAUCCGAGUAACCAGGUAGGCGGCACCUGCUUCUGAGCCUCGUUAGGGACCCGGGUCCGAGUCUCCUCUGGAACCAGCGCCCUGCACACCACAUGUGCCCCGCCUCCUGUCACAAGUGGUUUUCUGCCGGUUUUGAUUUUCCAUAUUCUUGGACCAGAAACAAAAUGAAGAUUUCUCCAAAUUAUUAGUAAAUGAGGUAAUUUCCAACAAAGCUGCUUUUGAAACAUUUCCUAAGAACCCAAGCUGUGGCCAGCACUGCCCGUGCCUGGGGCUUACAUUCCUUCUUUGUAUGGUCUCCACCCUGAAGCCGUCCAUGUCCUGCAUGUCCGGGACAACCCUGCCAGGAGACAAAACAUGGCCUGUCGUGGCCGUUUGUUUGAUGAAUGUACAGACAUACGUUUUUUAUUAACUUUGUGUAGUAGUGUUUAUAGUAUGUUUAUAAUACAUUGCAAACAUGCUUGUGUCAUUGUCGUCACUUACACGGGUCAUUUCCUAUGUCCAUGGUCAUUGUCUGUGCCUUUGUAAAGAAACACUUCAAACAGGUGUCAGGUCGGGGUUGGGUCGAUACCUUACCUACGUUGAUACUUCUAAAUAUACAUGUAUCUGACUUUCAAGAAAACUUCCACUAUGAGUGGCAUAAAAACCUUGGGUUUUUUUUUUUUUUUUUUCGACAGUCACAGUUGCAUGUCAUCAUUAAAAUAAUCUGCCCUGGAAAGCUGAGAAUAUUCUUGCACAAUCCAAAAAUGUGUCUUUAAUUUGAGAAAAAUAGGCAUGGUGAAUCCAAAGCGGUAAAAUGCUGCACAAAGAGUAUCGAACGAAGUUGUGCUCGUAGCCCAUGCUGGAAAUUCUUUUCCCAAAACCAGUGGGGUUUUUGCUUGUGAACGGUCACUUGGACAGACCAGUAGGUUUGACAGACGCAUAUCAUGGCUUUUUACAUCUGUCUGAGUGUCGUGCUUUCCUAAGGCCUGGAACAUUUUCCGUUUCCCUGGGUUGGAAAAAUUAAUCAAGGAUGCUACUGCAGAUAGAAUUCUUUUGCCUUUGACCGUCAUACUAAGGGCUUUAUUCUUUCAUAAAAUCCGUACAUGCUCUGGCUGAGGCGUCUUCAUUUCCUUAGUUUACAACUAAAACUGUCCCAGCCCCCCUGGUGAAUCUGUUUCCCUGUGUCCUGGCUCAUGAGCCAAGAGCAGAGGUGACGUUGUGCUGACCACCCUCCGGCUCAGGUGGAAAACCUUUGAUUUUGCUGUCCUUGAAGAGUUUCUUCCAGUUUUCCUGAGGGUUCUGAUUCUGAGUUUGAUGGCCACUGGAUCCAUGCCCAGAUUUCCAAACAGAGCUGGAAACUGUCCUAACUGGUAGAAUCUUUCGGUGUCUUUUUUGUUUUGUUUUCAUUUGAGUAAAACCUGCAUUCACCUGAUUGGCCAUUUCUAGUCUUUGCAGAUGUGUGAGUGGAGUCUGAACCUGCCCAGGGGGUGUUGUGGGACCCACGAGGAGGGCCACAGUCACGGUGACUUUCCCACACUGAAAAACUUGAAAAUCCUAUCAGUAAUUGUCUACAUCAGAACCAAGUGAGAUCUGCUUCAUACCAAACAAAACUGUGGACAACUGAAAGUGCAUUGUACAAGAUGUGUAUCGUGUUCUUGUAUUUCACCUAAUUCAGUAUUCGAGUGACUACAUCAGUACUUUCUAGAAAGUGGUUCUAUUAAAUAAUUUAGUGAGUCACUGUUAAAUCUACUGUGGUAAUAAACUGAUGCCUCUUGGCUUUUUGUCUAAAUUAAGCCACUUGGUAGCAACUACCUAGGACUCUGGUUCUCUCGAAAUACAAUAAAUGUUAACAGUG
Messenger RNA from Panthera uncia (snow leopard), 9180 nucleotides. RefSeq names its product solute carrier family 35 member E2B (gene SLC35E2B). Gene Ontology annotation, molecular function: antiporter activity. The transcript is spliced from 9 exons. NCBI's taxonomy places the organism in Eukaryota, Metazoa, Chordata, Mammalia, Carnivora, Felidae. The coding region runs from base 4023 to 5240 and encodes 405 amino acids. Gene Ontology annotation, cellular component: Golgi apparatus. The record is from RefSeq and is a predicted model, not a curated record.